AUCGAGUAAUUUUUUCAUGUGUAUUACUAUACCCAGAAUAAUAGUUUAUAGAAAGGGUGAUCAAAAACAAGGGACUUUACCUUUGCUUUUGAAUUUGGUUUUCACACAGUCGACGAUCGAUUUUCAUCGCCCAAGCGUAGCUGGUGCGUAUAAACCACAAGUAAACUACAGGCUGAAUGCGCUUAAUUUUUAAACAGUUGAAAAUCUGAACUUUUCGUGGUUGAAUUAUUCUCCCACGGUGCUUUUGUAACAUCUUUUCACUGAUAUCGGACUGACGUUAGAAGAAGUAUACCGUCGGAAUCUACCACGAAAAACAAAUCAUUUGAAACGAAGCAGGAAUGGAGACCGCAGCUAACAAAUGGUUGUGCAAUUUUCAGUCAACUCCGCGUUGGAUAGACAAUCUGCUACCAAGACUACAAGCUGGAAAUGGUGAAACUACAAGCACUUGCGGAAACUUUUAUUUGGCACAGUCAGUCAUAAAUAUUUUGCUUUCGGCUGUAGCAAAAUACGACGCAAAGUUUUCCUUUGAACCUGUCGAUUCCUCGAGCUUCUUCAUUGAAAAGGAGCCAAAUUAUUUUGAACUGCUUAUUUUUAUCAGUUCAAAUAGCCUUCGCUCCGCCGAAAUACAUUUGAAAGAAGAUGGAUGUGUUCAAGGCCUAACACUGAUCGAGAUGAGAGAAAAUACGCGUACUCAAAGCAGCUGGAAAGGCCUUUGCAGAAAGUCUAAAUCAGGAAAAGAGUAUUUGUCGUCUAAAGUGAUGCGUUCUGAAUUGUCCGACCUUCUUUCAAAACUCCUGACGGAUAUGUUAUUUUUGCAACAUUACCACGACAAAACAAUUCAAGGUGUUGAAGUCCGCAAUAUUUCAUCCGAAGAUGCCGUGUCUCUUGAAAUAAAAAUCAGAGGUUUAACUUUGAUUGUGGAUCUCGUAGUUGGCAUUGAUUGCGAAGGAUCGUGGCCCGUUAAUCGCGAUUCCUCUAAAGGCACGGAAAAAGCAGUCACGAAAUCCAAAGGGAAAACAGUCAACUGCGGAAUACAACUGGUUUCCAAAGCCACUUCACUGGAAUAUCAUUGGAGAAUUUGGUUUUGCAAAGCAGAGAGAUUUGAGCUCAAUUUCAAGCGCUUUCCCCAGCGACAGAAAUGCUUCCAGCUUUUGAAAUCAUUUGUUUACAACGAACUUGACUGCGAUUUUCUUAAACCGUAUCAUUUACAAACUGUUUUGUUGCACGAAAGCGCAAAAUUCUCCGAUGACAGUCAGUGGACCAUUCAAACACUUCCUCUUCGCUUUUAUGGGCUUAUAAAUCUUCUGGAAUCUUUUGCUCGCGAAAAAUUUUGUCCUCAUUUCUUCACUCCGUCGCUGAAUUUGUUUACAGAAAUAAGUAGUCACAAUUUACGAGUGCUCUGUCAAAAGAUUAAGUUCCUCAAAGAUGCACAGUCCUUACGAGUAGAGGAAAACACUUGGUUAUAGAACUGAAAACGAAGGCCGGACGCAGC
Orbicella faveolata is the source of this 1492-nucleotide messenger RNA. RefSeq names its product cyclic GMP-AMP synthase-like receptor 1. NCBI's taxonomy places the organism in Eukaryota, Metazoa, Cnidaria, Anthozoa, Scleractinia, Merulinidae. The record is from RefSeq and is a predicted model, not a curated record.